AUGAAUCUCUUCUUCAGUAUUCUGCUUUUUACUGUGGCACUGGUUGCUGCAGCGACUUCUGGCCGAGAUGCGUCGACUUCAUUCAUUAAUGCCAUGCAUAAUGAGGUUAGAGCUUUGUCGGAUGGAGGCCUUUCGUUAUCAACCUCUCUUGUUACUGCCAAUAAUGUAGUUGUCGCAACUGCAUCAGCUGUCCUCAACUCUUCUUUGGUAUCUACUGCCGUUGAUCAAGCCUCAGCAGCUGCAUUAACAAGUGAUGGUUUCCCUCCCAUCGGUCCUGGCCAUUCAAAUAUUCACAGUAGUAGUCAUGAUUCUACAACUGUUGUUAUUUCUACUGUUACUUUGGUUCCGAUCACUUCAACCGAGGUUGCGCCCUUUUCUUCAAGUUCUUUGUCUGCAGUUGAUAGUUCAAAAGCAGCUCUUAUUUCUUCUACUGAUUUUAGUGCAUCUACAUCUCAUGAGGCUCCAUCCACUUCUGAUCUUACCCAAUCAUCGGCCGUUCAAUCAUCAACAUCUCAAUCAUUGAUAAUUCAACCGUCACCACUUCAAUCAUCUGCAGCUCCAUCAUACACAUCUGAACCAUUGGGUCAAUCAUCGACACUUCAACCAUCUACUGUUCAGUCAUCCACUGCUGAAUCAUCUAUUGUUCAGUCUUCAGCAGCUGAAACAUCGGCAGCAUUAUCGGCAGCUCAAUCAUCGGAAGCUCCAUCAUACACAGCUCAACCAUCGGUAAUUGAAUCAUCGGAGAGUGGUCAAUCAUCGGCGGCUCAAUCAUACACAGCGGAAUCUUCGGCAACUGAAUCAUCGGCAGAAAGCGGUACCAGUCAAGUAUCAGCUGCCCCAACCUUCCCAACAUUUAGCAGCAGCAAUGCUCCAUUCGCUAACAGUACCGCUUCCCUUGUUCAAUCGUCAGGUUAUUAUGGGACUGCUCCAAGCAUCGCAACCGCUCCAGUAACAUCGGCGUCUAGUCCAUCCAGCUCUUCUGUCUCUGUUAUUGUUGGAACACCACAAAGCAUUAUCUCCAAUAGUUCCCCAAGUACUCCAGCAUCAGAUUCUAUCGGUGCAACCGAAACAUCAACUACAAGCACCACUACCAUAACCUCGACCACAACUCGUACCGGCACUAUUACCACCACUAUCACCAGGUCAUCUGCGGAUAUCACUUCUCAGAGCAUUAUAGGUAAACUUCCGGUGACUGAUGCUCCAUCUGCUCCAUCUGCUCUCACCACAGAGACUUUCACUUCUGGUGGAAGUACCUGGACAACAACCGAGACCGGACCAGGAAGCACUGUCACUGCAUCUCUCAUGUUGAACCCAACAUAUUCAGCUUCUGAUAAUGCUGGUAUCGCUACAAAUAAUGCUGCAACAUCCUCUGGAGCCUGCACUUGCCCAUCACAAGUAACUGUCACCGUUACUGCAACUCCAUUUGUUGUCACUGGUGGAACACUUACAGGAACAGCGACAUCUACCGAUUCCCCCCAAGAAACUUCUGACAUUAUGAGUUCCAAUUAUCCCCAAGAAUCCUCUGUCAGCUCUAGUUCUCCUCAAAAAUCAUCUGUUAGUUCCUCAUCCGAGCGAUCAACCACAUAUGCUGCUCCACCACAAGAAGCCUGGACCACCCGCAGUGUUCCUGGAUUCAUCGGUGUCACAAUCCCAAGUGGUGGCAUGUCAUACCCUUCCGUUGGAUCCACCUCCUUCCCCGGCUCUCUAAAAUCAUCCACCACUUCCUGCACCGAAACAACUUCCACCUAUGGUUCCCACGUCCAUCCUCAUACCAAAGCCACACCCAUUCUCAGCAGUUUCUCCAAUUACUCCUCAACCAGCACUGGAAGCCUCUUAGGUACAAGUGUCGGAACCGGUGUCGGAACCGCAGUCACUCCAAUCACCACCCUACCAUCUGGCAUUCUCCCACCAGUCUCUACAUCCAAGCCACCCAUCUACAGCGGUAAUGCCGAUGUAAAUGCAGUGGGUACCGAAUCUGUCGCCCUAAUCGUCGGCUUGGUCGCUCUAGUCCUCCUGUUCUAA
Messenger RNA from Sclerotinia borealis F-4128, 2022 nucleotides. NCBI's taxonomy places the organism in Eukaryota, Fungi, Ascomycota, Leotiomycetes, Helotiales, Sclerotiniaceae. The record is from the annotation of a GenBank genome assembly.